This is a messenger RNA of Triticum aestivum (bread wheat), 2474 nucleotides long. RefSeq lists its product as uncharacterized. The record is from RefSeq and is a predicted model, not a curated record. The transcript is spliced from 8 exons. Lineage: Eukaryota; Viridiplantae; Streptophyta; Magnoliopsida; Poales; Poaceae. Bases 1248 to 2036 code for a protein of 262 amino acids.
GUCAUGGGAAAAGAGAUGGCCGCCCUUGUUAGGUCUUCUCCUCUCCUUCCAAUGCCGAUCUUCCAAUGCCGAUCUUCCCGCACCCUCUCCCUCCCAUCCCAGAUCAGCGCCCCGCGCGCUCUUCGCCCCCUUCUCUGCGUAUAGGCCUCGAUCCCCAGCACAAUCGCCAUCUCCAUGCCUAUCUUGGUGACCCUGCUGCACCGCCCGUGGAGACCGACCGGGCUGCCAAGCCUGUGGUGACCACACCGUCCCCUGCGGAUCUGACGCCCACCCGCAGCAAGCAAGGAAAUGGCGGUGCCGGCGUCGCCCGUCGCCGACGGUGAGGCUGCGGAGGCAAAAGUUGGAGUCGCUCCUGCAGACGCUCGACGGGCUGGGCGACGCCGAUCUCGUCUCAAUUCCCGACGUAGCCAUCGACUCCGAGGUGCAUACAAGGACAACGAGGGCGGUGACGACGACGGCGAUACGACAGCUUCAACGGCAAGUGAUUUGGACCGUGCGGCAAACCAGUUUCUUAAAGGAGAUAAUGCAAGUGGUAAAACAAAUGGCAUCAAGUUCAAUCACGGAAAAGAAAUCAAAUGGCCAUAGUUUUUUCUUGACAGGUGAAGCGUCUUUGAAUAAAUUUAAAAACUGCAGAGACAUACCCUGGCUGUCGGCAGCUCUUGUGUGUUAUGGGGGGCCUGGAGGGGAACAAUGGGACUUGUCCGAACAAUGCCGCCUCAGCGCCGGUUGGAGGAGAUAUCUGGCGUGACAAUGGCGACGAUGGGUUGGCCGGCCAGCCGAUCGUGGCUCAUGCAGAUGUAGGCAACCGCAUCGGCGGACACGGGCGAAUGGCAAAGGCACAUGACGCAGCCGCUACCUUCCCUCCUUGGUGUCGGGAUGGUCGCCAGCUGCAUGCUUGGCCCAGAGGCGGAGCUCCUCCGCCCGAUUCCGCGUCGAGCCUGUGCUGCCGCUGGUUUGUGCUGUCGUGCUGGCUAGUGCUGGAUGAGAUAUUUUUUUAGCACUUAGUGUUGGAUUGUUUUUUUUUCGAGGGCUGCACAUUGUGCUGGAUGAGAUGGAUCAGCCAAACUGUGGGUGCUAUUAGAUGAUAAAAAUAAUAACCUUGACUGUCAGGUGCGGGUGCAGGUGUUACAAGGAAAAUCAUGGGAUAUCGUUCCAGAGGGAUUUUCAGAGAAAUCCGUGAAUUUGCCCGCCUCAAUUUAGGAGCUUUUCUUUCUCCUUUGCCCCACGGGCUUGUAAUAAGCUAGCUCAUGCAUUGGCUGUAUUUUGGUGCUCGCUGUAUUGUCUGGUCUGAGGACCUUCCUGACGAUGUGAAAAGUUGUCUCCAUGACGUUUUUGCAGAAAACCCCUUCCCAAACUUCCGACACAACCUGCGCUCCUCGUUGUCUUCAAUCGACGCUUUGACACAGACGCAUGGACGCCGGAGCUUCCCUGCUCGGAUUCGUCGCGCUGCUUCCCUGCUCUCCCGCGUCGUAGCUCCCUUAGCUUCGCCGCGCUGCUCUCCCGCGCGUCCUCCUCCGUUGCUCCCUCUUGCCUUGCGCAGCUCCCCUGCCUCCCAAAUCUUCCCUCUUUCACACCCAAAAUCGUUUCUUCUUCCUCCUGCUUGCGUGCGGCGACGACACGUCCUCCUCGUUGCCCCCGACGCCGGAGGAGGCACGGGGCAAGCAGCAGCGGAGGAGAAAGGGGAUUCCGUUCGCCGCCAAGGCGCCCUGGGCAUGCUCCUCGAGUCCCUGCUCCUCGGGCCCCUCAUCACCUCCCUCCUCAAGAAGCAGAACAACAUGACGCAGGGACCAGGGCCAGGAAUUAAAAAACAAACAAAAGCAGGGGCCAGGAUUACUAGGAUAGUGGUUCAUCCUGCUUGUCUGAUCUGUGGAGGAGACCAAGGGCAUCAACCUCCCCAACUUGAAUUUGUGUUGUUGUUACUUGACAUGUUUGUGUUCCUCAUUUGGAGUCAGGCUGUGGCAUGGGACACCUAUCCUUGUGGUCAUCAGCAUCCUGGCAUACUUCUGCUUCUUGGAGCAAUUGCUGGUUGCGCAUAACGGCUUCGCCGCCCUGGCGAUUUCGCUGCCCUUCUCAUGCAUCCUAGGCCUCUUCUCAUCACUGACCACAACAAGCAUGGGGGCGAGGAUAUGUGGAUCUUCGCGGCGAUCCAGUUCCUCUUCGUCGUGUUCUUCACAACUCUGUUCUACAGAUAUCUGCAUCUGCAGGCUGUGAUUUCCAUCAUCCUGGCAACCUUACCAUGACACUACUAUUAUUGGACCAUUACACUCAUCUCUACCUGGAGAACAAAUUCCUUAGUGCAAGUUACUGAUUGAAUUUACACUCAUCUGCAGAGCGUGUAGAAAAAUUGAUUGUAUUUUGAUGACUGAAUUUAAAAUCACUACUUGGAGUACACACUGACUGAAUUUAACACUGCAAUUGAUUAUCCUGUGAUCCAUGGACAUUGCAAUUGUGCAUUAUCCUGGAUACAGAACAUG